Micromonas pusilla CCMP1545 is the source of this 1467-nucleotide messenger RNA. RefSeq lists its product as uncharacterized. The transcript has a single exon. The coding region runs from base 1 to 1467 and encodes 488 amino acids. Gene Ontology annotation, cellular component: cytoplasm. The record is from RefSeq and is a predicted model, not a curated record. NCBI's taxonomy places the organism in Eukaryota, Viridiplantae, Chlorophyta, Mamiellophyceae, Mamiellales, Mamiellaceae. Gene Ontology annotation, molecular function: oxidoreductase activity.
AUGGCGGCUGCGGUCGGGACCGCGCGACAAGCCGCGGUCGUCGGCGGCGGGUUCGUCGGGAUCUCCUGCGCGCUGCACCUCCAGCGCGUCGGGUUCGACGUGACCGUGUUCGAGGCUGGCGACGCCGUCGCGGGGACGCACGCCGCGUCGAACGGCAACGCGGGGACGUUCGCGGCGUACGCGAACACCCCGAUGGCGAAGCCCGGGAUAUGGAAGGACCUGCCGAAGAUGUUGAUGAACCCCGACGGCGCGUUCAAGCUCGCGCCGACGUCGCACCUGCUUCGCAUGCUGCCGUGGGGGCUGGGCGUGCUGGACGCGUCGCGCGAACUGGAGUGGCGAAAGAACGCGCUCGCGCUCGGGACGCUCCUCCGAGACGCGCAGGAAGGGUACGACAUCGCGUGGGCGCACGCGGGCGUGGACGUCGACGCCGCGAUGGGCGCGCACGCGCCGACGACGGCGUCGCGCGGCGACGCGUUCGCGUCGAGGAACGGGUACCUCAUCCUCCACAAAGACGCGACGUCGAGCGGCGUCGCGGCGACGGCGCGGUUACGCCGCGACGGCUUAGGCCCGUCGCUUCGCAUGGAAACCCUGGACCAGUCCGCGAUCAAAGAGUUAGAGCCGUCUCUGUCGGACGACGUCACGCGGGGCGGCGCGCACUGGUUCCCGGACGCGUGGUUCGCACGCGACCCGGCGGCGUUGUUGCUCGCGAUGACGGACGGGUUCCGACGCCGCGGCGGCGACGUCCGCGUCGGGGCCGCGGAAGGGACCGUGACGUCGCUGACCCGAGCGCCUCGCGGUCGUCGUGUUAACGACCGCGUGCGCGUGAACGUCGCGCGCGGCGAUGGUCGUCGCGACUUUGACGUCGACGUCGCCGUCGUCGCCGCGGGGGCGCACAGCGCGGGAUUAGCCGCGGCGUGCGGCGACGUCGUUCCGCUUGACACCGAGCGCGGGUACCACGUGCAGUUUAAUAACGCCGCGUCGACGUCGGUUACGGAUUCGGAUUCGGAUUCAGACUCGACGCCGCCGCGCCCGCUUCGACGUCCGGUGUGCUCGCCCGAGGGCGGGUUCAUACUCACGCCGAUGUCGCACGGUCUGCGCGCGGCCGGUCUCGUCGAACUCGGCGGUGAUCGCGCCGGCGCGACGCGCGCGCGAUUCGAGCAGCUCGAACGCGGGACGCGCGCGCUUCUGUCCGACGCCGCCGCGCGCGAAUUAGGUCCGAGAGACGCGCGGCGCGACUGGUUAGGGUUCCGACCGACGCUCCCGGACUCGUUGCCCGUGAUCGGACCCGCGUCCGGGAUGGACGGCGUCUUGUACGCGUUCGGACACCAGCACGUGGGGUUCACUCUGGGCGGCGUCACCGGGAAGGUCGUCGCGGAGUUGGCGGCGGGGAGGGCGCUGAGCGUGGACCUCUCGCCGUUUCGCGCGGACAGGUUUAAGACCAAGGCGUGGUGGAGGCCGUUCGCGUGA